UAUUUUUUAUUUAAUCAAUUAUUAAUAAAAACUAAUGUUUUUAGUAUUGUUCAUCAUUAGUUGUACACUGUUAAUGUAGUAAACCCAUAUUCGUGAACUAUUGCUGCUGCUGUGUUGUGGUCCGUCGCCAGCUAAUAAACCCUUUGAAAAUUGUUGUACAAUGAAAUUAUGAGUUAGUUUGGAGUCUGUUCAAAAUUGACUUCUUAAAGAAAACCAUGGCCGAGUUCAUAAGAGGUGGUCCUGGUAUGAUGUUACGCGACAAGGUGCAGACUACACUCAGUCUCAACAGUGAAGACAGCCAGGACAUGCUUGAUCAAGAUUUUGAUCCAUUCUUGGAACAUGAUGAACCGGAUGGAUCAAAUGUGUCGUUAUUACAAGCACCUCCUGAGAAUCAUUGGUACCAUGGUCGAUUGAGUCGAUAUGCAGCAGAGGAAAGAUUGUGGUUAAAGUCGGAAACUGGUAGUUAUUUGGUGCGUGAAAGCGAUCGUAAGCCAGGGUCAUAUGUGCUAUCGUACCUGGGACGUACUGGUAUUAAUCAUUUUAGAGUGACUGCGGUAUGUGGAGAUUUCUACAUAGGAGGCCGACAAUUUGACAGUCUAUCUGAUUUGAUUGGCUAUUACACAAAUUGUUCAGACUUGUUGAAGAGAGAAAGGCUGUUACAUCCAGUAGCACCACCUGAACCAGUAAAUGAUAAACAGCGGGUUGUAGCAAUUUUACCUUAUACUAAAAUGCCAGAUACAGAUGAACUAACAUUUCAAAAAGGUGACAUAUUCUUUGUACAUAAUGAUAUGGGAGAUGGUUGGUUAUGGGUUACUGCUCAUAGAACAGGAGAACAAGGAAUGAUUUUUAGAGACUUAGUUGAUAAUUUAGACGAGAAUAUUGACCCAAAUACCGUUUUUGAUUGGUUUCAUCCUUGUGUUACAAAAAAUGAAGCUGUUGACAUGUUGGUUAAAACUGGUCCUGGGAGUUUCUUAGUAAGACCAAGUGAUAAUUCACCAGGAGAUUAUUCGUUGUUUUUUCAUGUCAACAAUCAGAUUCAAAGGUUUCGAAUUGAGAAGAAAGGAGUACGCUAUUUAAUGGGUGGUCGUACAUUUGAAUGUUUAGAUGCUGUCAUAAAUAGAUAUCGCAAGGAACAGAUAGUUGAAGGGCAUACCCUUGUGAUGCCUGUAUGUCGUAACUCAAAUGAAUUAUUAGAACUGCAAAUUAAACAAAAAGAAGUACAGCAAGCUGAAAAAAUAUAUGCAACUCUUAGGGAGUGUCGAGAACAAGUUGGGCUUAAAAAAGAAAAAGGAAUUAAAAUGCAAGGGUAUAUGUAUAAGAAAAAUGAUAAAAAUAAGAAAUGGAAGUCAUUGUACUUUGUUUUGUUAGUUGAAGAAGGAGAUAGUCAUUUAUGUUUCUAUGAUAACCCUAAAAGAACUAAACCUAAAGGUUUGAUAGAGCUGAGCUGUGCUUAUCUAUACCCAGUACACGAAAGUGUGUUUGAUAGGCCUAAUUGUUUUCAGUUAGUAGAGAAAGCCUUACCAUGUAUAGCCACUAUAACAUAUUUAUCUAUUACAGUAGAAGAUUUAUUUCAAGAUUGGGUUUCUGCUCUGAGAAUGUACUGUAGCACUCAAUUGUCAAUAGUUCCUAAAGCACAAAAACUACGUGAAUUGCGUUGUCUACAUUUACAUAUUUUGGAUGCACAUCGUUUGCCAUUCAAACUUGUGCCAAAUCCAUUUUGUAUUAUUUCUCUUAAUCAAGUGAGAGUAGGUAGGACUCGAGCUAAAAGUGGACCUGAUCCUGUAUUUGAUGAAGAAUUCAUUUUGGACGAUGUACCUUCUGAUGUAUUGUCAUUCACUGUUAGUAUUUACAACAAAGGAAAACGAUCUAAAGAUACUGAAGUAGCUGAUUUAACAGUUGAAUUGAGUACAUUAAAGUUAAAUAAUGGAGCGGAAGUUGAAGAUUGGUAUCCCUUAAGUGGUAUAACACCAAUUGGUGAAUGGGGUUCUUUACGGUUACGUACUAGAUACUUACAUGAUCAAAUCAUGCCAACUGAAGAAUAUUCACCAAUGAAGCAGCUAAUUCUUGAUUCUGAUCUAGAAGCAGUGCGAGCUCUAGCUGAUAUUUGUCAUCAGGACCGCAUGCCUUUAGCUACUUCUCUAAUGGGAAUUUUUCGACACGAGAAAAAAGAAGCUGAUCUCUUAAGAAGUUUGAAUGAUGUAGAGAUUAUGAAAGAAGAUGAGACUACUACACUAUUUAGAGCUGCAUCAUUAACUACAACUUUAAUGGAUUUGUACAUGAAGUCAGUUUGUUCAGAUUUCUUAAAAUCUGCUAUACAACAAACUGUGUUUAAAUUAUUAGAAAGUAAACAGUCAUGUGAACUUAAUCCGUGCAAAAUGGAAUCUCCGGAUGAUGCUUGUGACAAUGCUGAAUUUCUAUUAUUAGUCUUAGAUGAAAUCACUCAGUCCAUAUUUAUGUCAGCUGAUGCUUGUCCUCGUACUUUACGGUAUAUAUGUGGAUGUUUACAGAGAAUGGUGAUGAAUAAGUGGCCACAUGAAAGAUUAGUACGGACCAGAGUAGUAUCUGGUUUUAUAUUUUUACGGCUCCUAUGUCCAGCAAUUUUAAAUCCUAGACAAUUCAAUCUUAUUUCUGAACCACCCCCACCCAUGGCAGCUAGAUCACUUAUUAUGGUAGCGAAAUGCUUGCAAAACUUAGCCAAUUUGGUAGAGUUUGGUGGUAAAGAGCCUUAUAUGGAAGUGGUCAAUCCAUUUAUACUAAAAAAUAAAGAGAGGAUGGUUGUGUUUUUAGAUCAGUUGUCCAAUGUAACUGAAAAACCAGAAUCUGAGGGAGAGAAAAUUAAAGGUGAUCCUGCUCGUAAUUUAGGUACUCUUCAUCAUAUUUGUAAAACACAUUUAACUGAACUUCAAAAUAUUAGUAAAACUCAACCUUCAUUGAAAAAACUUGUCACUGUGACUGAGAUGUUAAACAAACAUAAACAAAAAUAUUUGGAAAUGAUCAAGUAAAUUAUAUCUACAAAAAUACAGUCGAACAAAAUGGACAUUUAAGAUUGCAUUUAUCCAUGACUUAUGAACUAAAUUAAUUUGCUAAGGCAUUUCUUAAAAUUUUAGUAAAGUUAUUAUUUUUAUUAUUACUUAAUAAUUUUUCAUAAUUGUUAAUUCACAACAUGUGUGUUCCAGAGUAUAAAAUAAGACACUUAUAUUUUGUUUAUGAGAGACCUUAUCUUUAAAUAAGGUCUAAAUAACUUGUUUUUAUACAAGGUGA
Messenger RNA from Sipha flava (yellow sugarcane aphid), 3261 nucleotides. It is a transcript of the gene vap, whose product is annotated as ras GTPase-activating protein 1. The record is from RefSeq and is a predicted model, not a curated record. NCBI's taxonomy places the organism in Eukaryota, Metazoa, Arthropoda, Insecta, Hemiptera, Aphididae. The coding region runs from base 216 to 3002 and encodes 928 amino acids. Gene Ontology annotation, molecular function: protein binding. The transcript is spliced from 2 exons. Gene Ontology annotation, biological process: regulation of GTPase activity.